AUGCUCUCUUUCAAACUCGCUUUGCCAUUAUUUGCACUACUCUUUUUAGUGGUGAAGGGUCAUCCUACCAACACGCAACCAACCGACCCAACCCCUUCAACGAAUGACAUGUGCAGAGGCCAAGAUGACUUUGGGAUGCCACUUGUCGUACCGGAUUGUUGCGCUGACAACUCAUGCAAGGAUGGCAGCUCUACAGAUGAUCAAUGCAGGGCCAAAGACCAUUUUGGGAUGCCACUCGUUGUUCCAGAUUGUUGCGCUGAUAACUCAUGCAAGGAUGGCAGCUCUACAGAUGAUCAAUGCAGGGCUAAAGACGCUUUUGGGAUGCCACUUGUUGUGCCAGAUUGUUGCGCUGAUAACUCAUGCAAAGAUGGCAGCUCUACAGAUGACCAAUGCAGAGGCCAAGACGAUUUUGGGAUGCCAUUGGUUGUGCCAGAUUGCUGCUUCAGCAAUACUUGCUCAUGA
Molecule: messenger RNA, 462 nt
Organism: Meira miltonrushii
Lineage: Eukaryota; Fungi; Basidiomycota; Exobasidiomycetes; Exobasidiales; Brachybasidiaceae
Exons: 2
Coding region: 1-462 (153 amino acids)
Source: RefSeq, a predicted model, not a curated record